AUGGCGAGAGCGCGGACUGAGGACGGGGACGACUGCAUCGUGGCGGAUCUACAUCCACAAGGAGAGUUCGCUGAGGAUAAAGCCCGUGGCCAUGUCGUUUUGAGCUGCGGUGCAGAGGAUGGAGCACAAGGUUCUACGUCCAUUGUGCUAUCAUCCAUUGCUUCUAUGUCUGUGCUAGGCUACUGCAGUCCCUCCCAUGGCGUUUGUGUAGUGGUGCUCUCGGUGCUCACAACAUGUGCCCCCAUCCUGCCCCGACCGCCCUACUCUGCCAUCCCCGCACGUGCCCCAUCCUGCGCCGCCUCGCCAUCGCGGCCAUCCACCACCAUGCCCCAACCCAUACUCUCCGUCGCGGUCACAACCUUCACCGCGCCACCACCACCCCGGUGCCACUGGGAGAAGGUCGUCACCGGCCGAGACAUCGUCUACCGCAGUCGGGCAAAGACACCUCGGUAG
Molecule: messenger RNA, 453 nt
Organism: Miscanthus lutarioriparius
Lineage: Eukaryota; Viridiplantae; Streptophyta; Magnoliopsida; Poales; Poaceae
Source: the annotation of a GenBank genome assembly